AUGUCAGAUCUCGAAAGUUUAAAGGUUCUUCAAGGAAUGAUGCUUAACUCCAUUCAAAGAAAGUUCACACUCAAAUAUGGGAGGAUUCUUGAUCUCUUGAGAAUCCUUGUAAAGGUAAAGACAGUCACUUCCUUGUUUCAAUACUUUCUUCUAGCCCCCAUGCUAGAAGUGUUUGGGUUAUACUUGGACAUCCAUAAAUAUAGAAAGGGACUCUACAUGGGAAUGGGUAAAAAAGUAAAGCCUAAGGAACUAGCUGUCACUUUAGGGAUACCCACUGAAGACCUUCUGUCACACUACAAAGAAGACAGAGAUAUCCAAGGUCUCAAAAGAAGUUACAUGGAAGGAGUAGCCCGGAGAAUAGCUGGGGCAGAAAGGUGGAGGUCCUACAUUGACGUCUUAGGUUUGAUAAUGUUUGGGAUAGUCCUUUUCCCUAAUGUAAGUGAGAUUGUUGAUGUUGCUACUAUCAACAUCUUUUGGGCUGUGAAGAAUCUAGAGGUAGAUCCAGUACCCACUCUGCUAGUUGAUGUAUAUUACACCAUGAACACUUUCCAUAGUAAAGAUAGUGGAUCAUUCUGCUGUUGCAUUCCAUUGUUGUACCAAUGGUUUGCCUCACACCUUUAUAAGAACAUCCAUAUGAUAGAGACCAAGGGUAAUCAUGCUUGGGAUCAAAAGCUUAUUUCCCUUGAUGAAAGAUAG
Lathyrus oleraceus (garden pea) is the source of this 696-nucleotide messenger RNA. RefSeq lists its product as uncharacterized. The record is from RefSeq and is a predicted model, not a curated record. The coding region runs from base 1 to 696 and encodes 231 amino acids. The transcript has a single exon. NCBI's taxonomy places the organism in Eukaryota, Viridiplantae, Streptophyta, Magnoliopsida, Fabales, Fabaceae.